UGGGAAGUUUCACUUUCAGACGGGCCGCAGCCACCGGCCAUAUCGGCUACCGGCUUCCAUAGUUCAAUCGCAGAAACGCCGGUAAAUCAAGAAUUAACACGAAAUUAUUCACCUGGAAAUUGUUCACUUUUAUUCCGUGUGUUACAAGUCCAAUCCGGUCGAAAAAGGGUAAUAUGAAUCGGGAAAAUCCGCAAACUAUCAUAGUCACAGCCCACUCCGUCCAAUAAGGCUUCUGACGUUCACCUUGCCGGUCAGAUGUUCGACAAACACCCCCUCAACCUCUUACCCCAUUCUCUCCAUCUAGGGCGCAAAUCACAAAUUCUCCGUCCUUCGAAACCCAAUCACCAUCGCCGGAAACGGGCUAUAUGGAGAGCCCCACCGCGCAGAAAAAGCCCCGGACUAACGCCGGUGGCCGAGAAGAUUGCUGGAGCGAAGGAGCGACGGAGACUCUGGUCGAAGCGUGGGGCGAUCGUUAUAUCAAGCUGAACAGAGGUAACCUCCGUCAGAACGACUGGAAGGAGGUCGCUGACGCCGUUAAUGCUCGCCAGGAUGGCGUUAAGCCCCAGCGGAGUGAUAUUCAGUGCAAGAACCGCGUUGAUACACUGAAGAAGAAGUACAAGCUCGAGAAAUCGAAAUCGUCCCCUUCUACAUGGUCGCUUUACGACCGUUUGGAUUACCUCAUCGGCACUAGCGGUUCUGUAAAGCCGUCUUCUUUUAACAGAAAAUCUGCCGCGAUCAUGAGCAAAUUUAAGCCCGAGCCUAGCCUAAACCUGAACCCUAGAUCUUUAGUUUAUUCCGGUGGUUCAUCGAAGCUCAAUUCCAGUGGCUCUGAUAACAGCUCGCGCGAUGGAGGUGAAGAUUACCAGCUCUAUGGUGGUACUGGGAGGAAGCGUAAACAUGAGUAUGCGGAUUUGUCAGAAGAAACUUCGGCAUACAGGGAAUUGGCUCGGGCAAUAUUGAAUUUUGGGGAGAUGUAUGAGAGGAUUGAAAGCUCGAAGCAGCAACAGAUUAUGGAAUUAGAGAAGCAGAGAAUGAAGUUAUCCCAAGAGCUUGAGGUCCAGAGGAUGCAUAUGUUUAUGGAAGCUCAGCUGCUGCUCGCUAAACCAAAACGACCUUCUAAGCAUUCUCCUGCAGGAAAUGAAGAUGUAGGGAAGUGUGCCACUGACUGAAAUGAUUGAAUUUCAUGUAGUGGAUUGUAAAUUAUAUAUUCUUGAAGUCAGUAAAAGAUCUCAAGUACUUUCAGACUAGUUUAGCCAAUUUAUUGCAGCCAUGUUUAGUAUAUUUAUAUGUGAUUUGACCAAUACUAACAGCAACUUUGUAAUCUGUUGGGCAUUAAUGACUUGUUGUAAAUCUGUACCUUGUAAAUCUGUAAUAAUUCUCGGGAUAUUUAUUCUGUUAUGGUUCGAAAGAAGUGAGAAGUAAGCUGUCUAUAAAUAUUCAUUUCCUG
Cuscuta epithymum is the source of this 1447-nucleotide messenger RNA. The record is from the annotation of a GenBank genome assembly. NCBI's taxonomy places the organism in Eukaryota, Viridiplantae, Streptophyta, Magnoliopsida, Solanales, Convolvulaceae.